AGCGGACAGACCUCUCGUCUUCCCCUCCUGUGGGAACUCAGACAUCAUGGAGGAAUCCUCGGCUGAAACUCCGGACUCCAGCGUGCAAGACAAUGUGCCUCCCCUCGCUGUGAGGGAUGUUAAGGUGCUGCUCCAGAGGGAAAGGUCACAGGGCACCAGCAGCCCGUCCAGAGACGACGACUCCACACUGCUGAACCCGGCCACACCCAGCAGCAUCCUCGACGACAACACAAAGUCUAAUUCAAGUACCACAGAGGGGAGGAGUAAGUCCAGCGGCCUUUGCUUCAGUGAUGGAAAAAGUCGCAUAGACUACAUCCUGGUGUACAGGAAGUCCAGCUCGCUGGCAGAGAAGAGGGAGGUAUUUGAGCGGAAUAUCCGUGCUGAGGGCUUGCAGAUGGAAAAAGAGGCUUCCCUGACCAACAGUGACGUAAUCUUUCUGAAGGUUCACGCACCAUGGGAUGUCCUCUGUCGCUACGCAGAGCUCAUGAACAUACGCAUGCCUUUUAGGAGGAAAAUCUUUUACCUGCAACGACGGCAGAAGUUCAUGAGCAGGAUGGAGAAGCGAAUGAACAAAUUCCGUGGCUGGCUUCCCCAAAAGCCCAUGAAGUUUGACAACAACACUCUGCCUGACCUGGAGGAGAACGAGAGCUUUACCGCCCCCUUCAGUCGAUCGAGGAUACAUCAUUUCAUCAUCCACAACAAAGACACCUUUUUCAACAAUGCCACCAGAAGUCGCAUCGUCCACCACAUCCUCCAGCGGGUCAAAUAUGAGGAGGGAAAAAAUAAGAUGGGGCUUAAUCGUCUUUUGAGCAACAGCUCGUAUGAAGCAGCUUUCCCUCUUCAUGAGGGGAGCUACCACAGCAAAAACUCCAUCAGAACGCACGGAGCAGAGAACCAUCGACACCUGCUGUACGAGUGCUGGGCCUGGUGGGGGGUUUGGUACAAGUACCAACCCCUGGACCUCAUCAGGAGGUAUUUUGGGGAGAAGAUCGGCCUGUACUUCGCCUGGCUCGGCUGGUACACCGGGAUGCUGUUUCCUGCCGCUCUGGUCGGCCUGGUGGUGUUUCUGUAUGGCCUCUUCACUCUGGACCACUGCCAGGUCAGUAAAGAAAUCUGCCAGGCCACUGACAUCAUCAUGUGUCCCAUCUGUGACCAGUACUGCCCCUACCUGAAACUGUCUGACAGCUGUAUCUACGCCAAGGUCACCCAUCUUUUCGACAACGGGGCAACUGUUUUCUUUGCUGUAUUCAUGGCUGUCUGGGCAACAGUCUUUCUAGAGUUCUGGAAAAGACGCAGAGCCGUCCUUGCUUAUGACUGGGAUCUGAUCGACUGGGAGGAAGAGGAGGAUGAAAUACGUCCUCAGUUUGAGGCCAAAUACUCUAAGAAGGAGAGGACGAACCCCAUUUCUGGAAAGCCUGAGCCUUACCAAGCCUUCACCGACAAAUACAGUCGACUUGUUGUCUCAGCAUCCGGAAUCUUCUUCAUGAUACUGGUGGUGAUUGCCGCUGUGUUUGGCAUCGUAAUUUACCGUGUGAUCACCGUCAGCACCUUUGCUGCCUUCGGCUGGGCUCUCAUCAGGAACAACUCUCAGGUGGCGACCACGGGCACGGCAGUCUGCAUCAACUUCUGUAUCAUCAUGCUCCUCAACGUGCUCUACGAAAAAGUUGCUCUUCUUCUCACCAACUUAGAGCAGCCAAGGACAGAGUCUGAGUGGGACAACAGCUUUACACUCAAGAUGUUCCUUUUUCAGUUUGUCAACCUCAACAGUUCAACUUUCUACAUCGCCUUCUUUUUGGGGAGGUUCACAGGGCGGCCUGGUGCAUAUCUACGCCUCAUCAAUCGCUGGAAACUGGAAGAAUGUCACCCCAGCGGUUGCCUCAUUGACCUGUGUAUGCAGAUGGGGAUCAUCAUGGUGCUUAAACAGACCUGGAAUAACUUUAUGGAGCUUGGCUACCCGCUGAUCCAGAACUGGUGGACGCGGCGGCGGCUGAGGAGAGAGCACGGGCCGAACGCCAAGGCCAGCUUCCCCCAGUGGGAGAGGGAUUACAACCUGCAGCCAAUGAAUGCCUACGGACUCUUCGAUGAAUACCUAGAGAUGAUUCUGCAGUUCGGCUUCACCACCAUCUUUGUGGCAGCCUUCCCUCUGGCGCCGCUCUUGGCCCUGAUCAACAACGUCAUUGAGAUCCGUUUAGACGCCUACAAGUUUGUCACACAGUGGCGCCGACCUCUGCCAUCACAAGCCAAAGACAUUGGGAUCUGGUACGGCAUUCUGGAAGGCAUCGGCAUCCUGUCUGUCAUCACCAAUGCCUUCGUCAUCGCCGUUACCUCGGACUUCAUCCCGCGCCUUGUUUACGCCUACAAGUAUGGACCUUGUGCUGGUCAGGGUCGAGCAGGGGAGGGAUGUAUGAGGGGUUACGUCAACGCCAGUCUCUCGGUGUUCCAGGUGUCUGACUUUGAGAGGAGAUCGCAGUAUCGGACAAAUGGCUCUGAUAUCUUUGGAGAGGCUGUGAAGUACUGCAGGUAUAAGGUUACUGCUAGGGGUCGGUGGUCGAGCCUCCGGUACACUUUCCAAAAAACAGAUACAUCUGUUCGAAAUGGAAACGUGUUUAUUUUUAACUAGAUUUGGCAGCAGGCGUUUGUGUAACUCCAAGACAAAUUACAUGACCUAUUUUGUGUAUGUUCAUUCAUCACUUCAUUAAUGAUCCUUAUUAAUCAACACUAUGUCAAUUUUACUGAGCAACAGCGCCCUCUGCAGCCAAAUGUGGUGAUUCAUUCUAUUGGGCUCCAUGUCCAAGUGGUUUUCAUAUGGAAAAAAACAAAACCAGCGCUCUGACUGUGCCGUCCAACUCACUGAACUGAAACACCACUUAACAGGGGAUAUUACCCAUGAUCCUCAGCUUCCUGAACCAAAAGAGCUGCUGCUGUAACAAAUACACCAAACUGUGUUAUUUAUAUUUUAAAUGUUUACUGGCUGAAUAUUGGAAAUUUACACUGGUUUUCAAUGACUUCUACGUCUUUUGUACUGAUCUUCAGUUCAACAUAACUCCUGAACUUUCUGGACCUGACUCUGGCCAUUUAAGCUGCUUCUUUCACUGGAGAUUGUACCUGCUCACCAAAGUUACAUAGAGCAAGAACAGACAUUCAGGGUGAGGAGUGGGAAUGACAGUGGCACAAUUCUCUAUUUCAAGUCAGUGAACCGUCAAACACAUUUUGAAGCUGCUGUUUCAUGGUAAAAAUGUUGCGUAGUGUUUGUUUAACCAAAUAAGAAUCACAAAAUAAAAAGUUCAAAGGGGAAAAUACUGUAGAUAUAACCAUGUAGCCAGGUAGAAGCUUAAAACAUGUUAUGCAUACAAACGUUAUUUUGAGGCUAAAUAUGACAUUUUAUUAUAAUUUCUUGCUUGUAUCUAUACAGAUGUUGUCAGUGGCCUGAGCUGAACCUCUGUGAAUUUUACUUUUGUUUAAUUUGUUGACUUUUGUGUCAUCAGUUCUACUUAUGCCCUGAACUUUGACCUACACGUUGCGAUC
Limanda limanda (common dab) is the source of this 3525-nucleotide messenger RNA. RefSeq names its product anoctamin-4-like. Lineage: Eukaryota; Metazoa; Chordata; Actinopteri; Pleuronectiformes; Pleuronectidae. Gene Ontology annotation, biological process: chloride transmembrane transport. The coding region runs from base 47 to 2620 and encodes 857 amino acids. The record is from RefSeq and is a predicted model, not a curated record. The transcript is spliced from 23 exons. Gene Ontology annotation, cellular component: plasma membrane. Gene Ontology annotation, molecular function: chloride channel activity; protein dimerization activity.